Cooperia oncophora is the source of this 240-nucleotide messenger RNA. The record is from the annotation of a GenBank genome assembly. Lineage: Eukaryota; Metazoa; Nematoda; Chromadorea; Rhabditida; Trichostrongylidae.
AUGCUAAUCAAGGUGAAAACGCUCACGGGAAAAGAAAUCGAAUUGGAUAUUGAACCAAACGAUAAGGUUGAACGAAUCAAGGAAAAGGUAGAAGAGAAGGAAGGGAUCCCACCUCCACAACAACGAUUAAUCUUCGCCGGAAAGCAAAUGAAUGAUGACAAAACUGCUACGGAUUAUAAGGUUGCUGGAGGUUCCGUUUUGCAUUUAGUGCUUGCUCUUCGUGGAGGAUGGUUUCAAUAA